This is a messenger RNA of Diospyros lotus (date-plum), 2479 nucleotides long. RefSeq lists its product as uncharacterized. The record is from RefSeq and is a predicted model, not a curated record. Lineage: Eukaryota; Viridiplantae; Streptophyta; Magnoliopsida; Ericales; Ebenaceae. The transcript has 13 exons. The coding region runs from base 245 to 1807 and encodes 520 amino acids. Gene Ontology annotation, molecular function: protein binding.
UUUGGUGCCUCUUCCGAGGACAUUGAAAGAUGUCUGAUAAUAAAAAAAUGGGAGCCACCGCCACCGCUACCGCCACCGCCACAUCUUCUUCUGGGAUGCUCUACGUUUUCCGUCAAUAAUUAAGUAAUGAUAGCAGCAGUGUCUGUUCUCUCUGUUGUCCAAUCGAUUCCCUGCCCUUCUCCGUUCAGUCUCCCCUUCUCCAAGUUAUCGCAUCGUAUAUCGUCCACUGCUCUCCGAAUCAGACAUGCCACAAGAUCUUCCGGGAUUGUAUUUCGAUGCGGAUAAGAACAGGUACUUCCCUAUCAGGGGUCCCAUUCCAGGAUCUGCUCGGAACUCCUCGUCCGCUGCUUCGAACACUGCACCUUCGUCUUCUACUGCCAACGCUUCAAAUUCUGUUUCCAAGCCCAACCUGUCGAACAAUUCAUCUAGGAGAAUCAAGAUUAAAGCUGCAAAGCUACUCCAGGACAGAGAGUUGUAUGGUAAUGUAAUCACUUCAAGGAAAGGGAAGUGCAAUUUUCAGGAGGAAUAUCACAAGAUGCAAGCAUCUCAGCCUCUGGUUUGGAAGUACAACGAGACAGAAAGGAUUGCAGAUGGUGCUUUGGAAGAGGCACACAUUGGUGUACACACGCCAGAUGGCCUAAUUGAAACUGACCUUCUAUUAGCAGGCAGUACAAAUGGCUCCUUGAGCCUUUAUGAAGUUUCAAAGGUUGCACAACUAUUUCAUUCUGGAAUAGAACAUGCACCAGAUUGUGUAUGGCCCCUCACUUCAGAAACACAAGGAUUCGUGGAAGAACCUAUACGUCUUUGGAGAACCCCCAUUGCUUCAAUACAUCUAUCUUCAAAUGUAUCUUGUAUAAAGAUGUUUGGGAAAUAUCUUGACACUCAUGGUUCAGCCUCACAGCAUGUUCUGAUUACUACUCUGGGAUCUGAAACAUCUGGUGGUUCUGUCCAUGUUCUGAACCUCAGAGAACCCAUAGAUUACAUUCUGGGCGCCUCACUGCUGAGGCUGAGAAUAUAUAAUGUUGCUACAUCAAAUUGUACUGUUUGGACGGCUGAUUGCAACUCUGAUGGAAGUCAAGCUGUGGUUGGCACCAAUCUUGGAGCUUCCUUGAUAAAUCUGGAAACUGGUGCUAAAUCGUGGGUGUUCCGUUGCAAGAGUGAUGCUAUGGCAGUACAACUUCAUGGACAGGUUGUUUUGUGUGGCCUCAGAAAUGGAGCUAUUGUGACGGUUGAUACUCGCCAAAGAUCAGACGGACGUUCUGAUAGACUCACUAGACAUCGAAUUUCUCAUCAAUCUCAUGAAAUUCCCAAAUCUUCAAGAACCCCUCAAAAUUCUAGUAAACAAUGGUUUGAGCUGAAAGGCAACAUACUACACUCUCACAUCAUAUCCAUGCCUUCAUCUAUUUCCUGUUUGGCAUCACUUCAGAUGUAUGAUCAGUACUUCCUGGCUAGCUCCAUGGAUGGUUCAAUCAGGCUUUAUGAUCACCGUAUCAUCCAGAGAGGCCCCGUACAAUGUUAUGAAGGGAACGUGAACACACACACUCGGAUACAACUUGCAGUUGAUCCGGAUGAGAGAAUUUUGAUGUCGGGUGGAGAGGACUGUAAGAUACGGUUAUGGAGUAUCAAGUCUGGUCACCUGCUAUUUGAGGAAAAAUUCAUGAACACUGUUCCCUCAACUAUGUGCCGGCGCAUGCAACCUCCGACUGUGGCAAGGGAUAACUGCAGAUAUUACAGCUAUGGCCAGGACCUUGGGUUGGGUUGUUGGGUUGGAUCUCGAGAAGGAAUAUUCUGCAUGCGCUGGCUGUGAUUCGACCCGAGGGAAAACGAUUGAACAAGGACGAUCGCCUUUUCCUUUUUUGGGGCUAUCGAUGAGAAGGUUGAGUGCGUGUUUUAUCCCUAGAUUUGGUGCAUGGUUUUUGAUGAAUUAAGCUUUUCGUGUUAGCAAGUGUUCCCGAAUGUAAUCAACUUCCUGAAUAGUGGUAGCUAUUAGUUGUUCUUUCUUUUUGUUUUGGGUAUUUUAGGUAGCCAUUAAUUGUUUAUUUGUCCUUUUUAUCUACAGGCUGGUCAGGGACUGAAAUGGAGCUUUGAACUUGUGCAAAAGUUAUGAUGAACUCCCAAAUGUUAGCAUCUUUUUCUUUUUGGGAUAUUCUAAAAAUCUAGGAAGUCAAGGGGAUAGGUAUACAUUUCAUCAAUUCAUUACCUCUUUCCCCUAAUAGUAGCUGGUAGCAAAACAAAAAAUUCUAAGAAUGUGGCUAGAGUUGUUAAAGGGGCUAGGCAGAUCGUGUGUGACCACUUUAAUAUGGGUCUGGAGGCCUAGUGGGCUGUGAGUGAAUUCAACAUCUCGAGGGCUCGGCUCCAUAAGUUCUGUAGGGUCCCAUUCGUGUUCAGGCUAUUGCAAUUGGGCUUUUGAAGGGCCCUCAUGACCGGGUUGGGCCACUUGGUAAAAGAAGUAAAAAUAAUAAAUUGGAAUAACAUCAUA